AUGGGAAGCACGUCAAGCGAGAUAGUCUCUAGAGUUGAAACUUUAGACUUGGAAGCACUUACUAAAUCAAUAGGAAGCGAUUUAGAAGUUGCUAAUGACCUGCGUCUCAUUUUCAAUACUCCUAAACUUACAAGCAGAUCUGAUCUGGACAAUUAUGCUAUUCCUGGCUAUAGCAAGGUAAAGGGAAAAGCAGUGGAAAAUAGCACUGAUCAAGAAGAAGCUAUGGUUUAUAGUCUGGACUUCCCAGAAAACUUGAGAGAAAAGCAUGGAGACACCAUAAAAAAUUUAAUCCAAGAAAUUGUCAAAAACAGACCUGAUGAUGAAAUUCCCAGCUCAGCAAUCUCGAAGCUCCAAGGCAUUUGCAGAUCACUUGAAGGGCUACUUAAGCUUGAUAAGUUUCAAAAGCUAAAAAAAGCAGCACAAGAGCAAGCAGCAACUGCCAAACCUUCAGCAUCCUCUUUUGCCCUUGAGAUUCUUCUAGACCUUAUUAAGUCUAUUGACGGAGUAAACCAUUUCUACUCGUCAGUUGUCCAAAAAGUUGACAAAUUCUUAUCAGAAGCUUCGUUUUUGUCUUUCCAGCCAACAGAUGCAAAUACUGGGAAAAGUCUGGACUCCAUCUCAAAAUUCCUUCAAGUGGUUCUCAGCAAAGAAAUCAAGAACGUGGAAGAAAAUGAUAUUACCCAAAGUCUUUCAGCACUUUUUGCAUUAGCUACUGGGACUGGAAGCUUAACUUCAGCUUUGGGCUUAGCUAUCAAAAACUUAGAAACUGACCAAAACUGGCUAACAAGAGAGCAGCUUGAAAUGAUUUGGAAAAAACUUAAAGAAUUCAAAAAACUCAAAGCAACUUUAAUUCAAGAGAAACUAAGAUGGGCUGCUCCUAAAGAUGCAUAUCAACCUAUUGUUGUCGAAGAUGAAGGAGUGCUAGUGCGAGCUACUCAAGAAUCAUCAGAAAAUUGGCUAUUUGUGCUUAGUGAGAAAGAAUUUAAGAGUGGAGUCCACUAUUUUGAGCUCUUAUUAGAAGAAUUUCCAAGUGAGGCUUGCUUGAUUGGAGUUGCAGAAAGCAACUACGAAAAUACCACCCAUCAGAAAAUAUGCUAUUCAGCCAAUUCUUCAAUAAGCUCCAAUAAUAAUCAAAUUUAUGAGUGGCAGCACUUUAGCAAGGGCGAUAAAAUUGGUCUUCUUUUGAAUAUGGACGAAAAAACAGUCACUUUUUACAAAAAUGGAGAGAAAGAGCCUCAAGGAAGCCAUGGCCCAUUGCCAGAAACAACUAGGCUAUUUGUUUCUCUAGGAUCUCUCAUUAAGGUUAGGAGCUUUGAAAUUACUCAGUAUUCUGAGGAUCUAAUUAAUUCCAUGCAACUAGACAAAGCUCAUGAGACUUCUGAGUUCAGAGAUAGUAAUGCUUACAAGCUUUUAGAAAAUGAUGAAGUCCCUGACGAUUGGUUCAAUAUAAACCCUGCAGAAAUUGGUGCCUUUAUAGUUAAUAAGCUAGCUUGUGUCAACGCAGAUAUCCUGACACUUCUCGAGAAAAGAGAUCCAAAAGCAGAAAUUCCAAAAAGAAAAGACUUGACUUUGGACUAUCAAUUCUUGACUUUAGAUCAGCUUGACAGACUCCUUGAUAUUCUUGCUGCUGCUUAUAAGUCAGGAGAUUCCAAAUUAAGCGCAGAAGGUUAUAUUCAAGCUAUUUCUUCCACAAUCCAGCUCAUCAGAACUCAAAUUUUGGCUUCAAGCUAUCAUCAAGAUAAGGAAGUUGGCGAUGAGAUCAGGGAUAAAAUCCUAAACCAUCUUAAGCUUAUCCUCAGUGAAAUACCAGAUUCUAAAGCCUCUGAAGAGGCUUCUAAAACAAUUAGCUUUGGGUUCGAUUUCUACUAUGAUGAGCCAAAAGAAAGACUUGCUUAUUUAGUGACUGGGCUCAAGCAAAAAUAUGGAGGAGAGCUUCAGGAUAAUACAGCUAGAAUUCUAAUUGAUGGUGUUAUCUCUGAAAUGUCAACUGCAGAAAAAUUGCUUACAGCUUUUGAAUGUAAAAGUGAAAAGGAAUUCCAAACAAUCGAUAAAUUUAUGGAUUUACUAGUAGACUUAGGAUCGGAAUCCUCUGCAGGUACUCUCUUUAGAGAUCAAGCACUUGAUAGAAGCUUGGUGGGAUUGAUUGAAGCAAGCCAAGCUGCGCUGCUUACGUCAGUUGCCAAAUCUAACUCUCAUCAAGACUGGCUUAAGAUUUUCUUGAAAUACUCGAGAAAGUUAAUAGAAGCUUCAACUAAAUUGACUGAGGGGUUAUUAGAAAGAUAUCCAACUGGUGAAGUUCCUGACGAGAUCUCUGCAAAUUUCAGUGAUACAAUUUUUGGCCAUCCACUCGAAGGACUCCUUUAUGCCCUUCCACUCAUCAAAAUGGACUUAAGUUGCAACUCAAAAAUUUUAGAGGUGCUUCUGAGCUACUUGAGCAAGGUAAAUUUGAUUAAAUCUAAACCUGCUGUAUUAGCAUUAGCAACAGGAAGUAAAACAGAAAUUUAUGAAAGUAGCCAUCCAUAUGAAAAUUGCCUUGAUACAACUAAACUAGUAAAAGUCCCUAAUGCGAUUAAAUACAUUCUUACUUUUGAUCCUCAAUUCCAAACUGAAAAUAGCUGCGAUCACUUGAAGCUCUAUCUAGAUGAAAAUAGAACCAAUGAGCUAAGAAGUUUCACAGGAACUGAUUUUCCAAGAGAGUCUCUUGAGAUUAAAAGCCCAUUGCUGUUUUUCGCUUUUCAUUCAGAUGGCAGUGUAAGCUAUUGGGGCUGGAAGAUAGAAAUAAAAGCAGUUUGUAAAGUCUCUUAUUUAGAUAAGCAAUGGCCUGACACUAUUAAAGAUGCGGCCUCCAUAGUGCUUGAAUCUAUAAGUUCAAACCUUAUUUCUGGUCAGUGGGAUUUGAAUGCAGAAGAUGAAGAAGCUGCAAAACUUCUUGAUAACCCUCUCCUCAAGUAUGGAAUAGAUGAAACUGCUUUAUUAUCAGCAAAUAAUGAGCUUAGCGAAGAUCUUAAAAACUUAGCAAAGCUUACGACCUUUAAAGACAAUGCUCAAGACUAUUCUGAUGCUCUCAAGAAGAAGGCUUUAACAGGCAAGUCUGCAAGUGUGUCACUGGAAAGUUAUGCUCUUACUCCCCCCUCCGUGAGUGGACAAAAAAAUUUUGUUCACUCAGGGAGGGGGGCUAAUUUGUUUUUUUUAAAAAAUUAUAUAUAUAAUUUUAUAUAUAUUUUUUUUUCGAAAUUUUCUAAUUCGUAAAAAUUGGAAAGCAAAUAUUAAUUUAAUUUAUAAAAUUUUAUGUUUUAAAACGUAAUUUGUUUAAAAUUAAACAGAAUUAGCUCUAAAUUUCAUUAUACUAAAUUAUCACUUAUAUAUCAAAAUUUUUUUCCAUAAAAUUUUUUUUUCUAUUAAAAAAAUUUUGUUCACUUACGGAGGGUGGGCUUUUGGGCAAAAAAAUAGCGAUUUUUCUAAUGGUUUUGUUCACUCACGGAGGGGCGGAGUUAGUUAUAAACAAAGACCUGAAGAAGCAAGGUUUUCUUAUAUUCCAUUCUUGCAAGAACUUAUCGAGGGCAGUGAAAGAGUAAAGACAGGAUGGGCAAAAUUGAAAAAACAAUCCGGAGUUGUAGGACCAUCUACAAGAAUUGGGGGUGACGAAAUGGAUCAGGCAGAAAGAGCCAUUUUCGCAGUUUAUAUUGCUUUCUUCGAAGUUGUUGACACUGUUAAUAAACUCUUUGAUGAGUCAGAAGAUUUAGGCAAAACCUUGAAAUAUAUCAUCAAGCAAAGCAACUUGAUUAGAGGAUGGGCUCAAAAGCACAAGCAAAAUUUGAUGGAUAGUGGAAAACCUGAUAUAACUUACACAGACAUCAGCAAUGACAUCGUCACAAAAUGCACCUUGUUGCUGGGAGCAGACUAUAAAUUAUCCUUAAAUGAACUUGGUGUAAGCAAAGUAAUGAAAAACUUGCUAUCAAGUGUCGUCAAAAUCCAAGCCAAAGAAUCAGGAGGACUUAAAGCAGGAAGCAAAUGGAAAUCAGUUAAAGAAGCAGUUCAUUCUUCGUCAAAGCUUAAAGGAUUAGUCCAACUUUCAUCUAAAACAAGUGAGCCUGAGAAUGAAGAUAUUAAAGAGUUUCACAAAGUCUCUGAUCUUGUCACUAAAUUUUUGGAGACUUCAAUACCUGUUGAAUUAAUUAUAAAACUAAUUGAAGGAAGAAGAGGAAGAGCAGUUACAAGAUCCGUUGGAUUCCAGCUCAUCUCAAAUAUGAUCGCUUCUACUGACUCCCCCUCUGUCAGCGAACAAAACCAUUGGAAAAAUCCCUCCUUUUUGGGUAAAAAACUCACCUCCUUGAGCGAACAAAAUUUUUUAUGAAAAGAAAUUGAUAUAUAAGUGAUUAUUAGUAUAAUGAAAUCUCAUGCUAAUUUUGUUUAAUUUUCAAUAAAUUCAAAUUGCAUUUUUUUAAAACAAUAAAUUUUAAAAUUAAAGUAGAAAAAGAGAGAAAUGCUGCUUAUGCAGCGAUAGAUAGAUUAAUAAUAAUAAAAUUAAAGUAAUAUUUGCUUUCCAAUUUUUGAAUUUUUUUAAUUUUGAAAGAUAAAAUUUAUUGAUAUAUUUUUUAAAAAAAUAAUUAACCCCCUCCUUGAGCAAACAAAAAAAUUUUGUUCGCUCACAAACAGUGGAGUGAUCAAUCAAUAUCGCUAGUUAAAGUGUUUAGUGACUCUUUAAAAGUUAAAGGCGAGAAAAAGCACUACUGGGAAGGACUAGAGGGAAUUGAUCCUAAGCUACUGCAUAUUGUCAAACACUCAUUUUACCAGCUAUAUAGCACACUUCAAAAGGAACUCACAAAGCCUCAGACAAAGACUCUCCAGCCAACUGACAUUUAUUACUACCUGUUUCUUUUAGAAGCUAUGAGCUCUCCAUUUAAAGGAAUUGAUAGUCAUUCAAUACUAGAGCAACAUUUCCCUACUGUUUUAGCACAAUUGCUGAAAUGGGCUAAGGGCUUCAUUAAUCUGGAAGAGUUGCAAAGAAGGUUCAAGAAAGAGCUUUGUGUUACUAAGCUUGAAAUUCAUCCAGAAGCUGAAAUUCCAGAAGGAACUGAUAAGAUUCUACUAACACCUCUCCGUAAGCGAAAAAACAUUGUGCUUUCACAAAGAGGGUUAAUUUUUAAAAAUUUAUUUAUUUUCAGUAAUUUUUUUUUCCCGAAAUCGAAAAAAUUAGCUUAUUGGUAAAAUUAUAUAUAUUAAAAUGCAAGCUGUUUAAAAUAAAUAAAAUUAGCUAGAUAUUUCUUAUCACUGAUAUCACAAAAUUUAUUUCAUAAAAAUUUUAAAUUUUGUUUUCUUACAGGUGGAUUUUUUGGCCAGAAAUAGGGAUUUUCCCAAUAUUUUACUCGAUCAUAGAGCGGGAGUAAGCGAAUCUCCAGAAGGAGCGAAAGUUUAUUUGACUUUUCAUAAAGAUCAAAGCUUAAAAGCAUUAACUGACGUAGUUAUUUCUACAGAUCAAGCAAAAGAAGGCUAUGAAAAAAUUGAUGGAGAAUUUGUUGAGAGUGGAGAUACAAAAUUCGUUUUCGUGAAGAGAGGAGAAGAGAAAUCAGGAGAGAGGUGCCUUCUUGUUUCCCCUAGCAUCAAUGAUUUCAAGUACUCUAACUACGACGAACUUUUUGAUGCUGAUAUUGAUGGAGAGAUAAAGGACAGAACAGAAUUAAAAGCCAAGCUCUGUCGAACCUCUUGGUCUUUGUUUAAACAAUUCUUUUACUCAAUAGCUGGCUCCUGGGUUGAGCCUAAUGAAACUAAAAAGAUUUUGGUCCAGGAUACUUUCAUGCAAGUUCUGUUUAAUGAUCUUAAAUAUGAGAAGAGUUUAUCAGCUUUAGAAUCAGAGUCACUUGAAGUUAAGAAACUUGUAAGGGGUGAUGAUUGGAUUGGCAAAAAGGUCGAAUCAAAAAAUCUUGCUAAAAACCCAGUCCAUGAAUGACUAAACCAAUUCAGGCAUGAAACUGAAGGCUUUGAAAAUUUCACACUUAGAAAUUUAAUUAAUGAGUACAUUGAGAAAGUUGAUCCUUCAAUGAAAGGUGUUUUAACACAAGAUGAUCUAGAACAUAUAGAACAGCCAAUUCUUGAAACUUUACAGAGCCACGAAGAAAACAAAAAUUAUAAAGGACAAUACGAUUUCUUCAAGUUUUUAGGUACUCUUAAAGAUUUAAGUAACGAAUUCCCUGAAAAUGUUCAAAACUAUUUAUCUUCUUCAGUCCUUUGGAAGUACUUGCCUUAUGAUUUUUAUGAUGCUCAAAAGUUUUAUGACCUUACAGACGUAAAAGCUGUCAUUGAAGCCUUUGCCUCAAGAUUCAGAACAGUCGAAGGCGAAUCCUUUAUGAAGUAUAUUGAGCUCUUCAGAAGUUCUGAACACCCUGGAAUUAUCUCUCAAGAUAAAGUGCCUGAAAACACUCCUUCAGAAUUUAAAGAUGAAACUGGAAGCAUUGACUUUUAUUUGCUAAUAAAGACAAUUAACUCGAAUCGCGAAAAAUUUGCAAACAUCUACACAGAAAUUCAAGAUAGCCUGGCAAUGUAUGGUGAAUGGCCAACAUCAUGCAGAGCGACCUCAAAAGUUGUUGCAGAGCAUGCUGAUUAUAUUGGUUCUUUACUUUGGGUUGUGUAUGGGUGUCUUGGAUCUAAAUGUCUCCCUAAACUCCUCGCUCGUGAAUCUUAUAUCAAAUCAUUGCUCCAGCUCACCUUUGCAGUUCCUUCUGAAAAAAUUAUUACAAUUGGAGCUCGAAUCCUUACUCUUCCCUUUUAACUUUGAACAAAAAAUGCUGUUCCAAUAUGAAGAAUGGUUAUUUUUUUUAAAAAAAAUCUAAAUUUUUCCUUAUAAAAAUUUUAAAGAUUUUACAUUUUUAAAAAAUAUAUAAAUGAGCACAAUACUUUGAAAUUUUUAUUUUAUUUUUAUGAAAGAAUUGAAAAAAAAUUAAUCGAUUCAGCCUGAAAACUGUUCACAUAACAGUUUACUAUUAAAAUACAUCAAAACUAAUUGUAUAAAAUUUAGUAUUUUCAUCUAUAAAAUUUUCCGAUUGAAAAACAAAUUUUGUUCUAGUUUAAAGGGGUUUUAAAGUAUCCACUUUGCACUUAUUUAAAAUAUAGAAAAGCCCUCAAUAACGUUCCACUCAUCUGCUUCGCCAACAAUCAUCUUGCGACCUUAAAGUCUAGAUCGUACCAAACAUAGGCCUGCACAUGCUCCCUGGUAGUUUGAAAGGUUGGGCCACCUGCCGUAUGAAACGGGGUUGUGUCUUCUAGAAAAUUUAAAAACAAAUUUUCUGGUUACCUAUCAGCCAAGAUGAAAAUUGUAACCCAAGACGUAACCUCUGGCAUCGCUCUGGGAAAUGUUUCCGAUCUAUCAGGAGAGCCUCACUAUUAUUGCUGGGGCACCCAUUUCCAUUUCCAACUCAAAAUUCCAUCUUUCUCCGAGGUAAAACUUUUGACUUGAAUGUUAGCCUGCGGUCUGCCAACCGACAUUGCGCUCUACCAAAGCCAAGUAAAACAUAGCCUGAUAAACAUACCCAACGUUAAAACUCCCUUCAACAAAGCUCCUGGGUCUCCCCAGCUGCAGGUGAGCGGAGGUUGGGCUGUUCCGCCACACCAUUUUAUAUAUAGUUUAAAGUACCCAAAAAUUGAAAAUUUUAUUCAAUUUAAAGGGGAGAGUUAAAUAUGUAGUUGGAAGCCAGCAUUCUCCUGAAUCGACUAUUAAUUGGUUUGAUGAUAUCUUCAAUAUUAUUGAGGAGAACAGAGGUGACUACAUUUCCUCGAUCCUUAUGAGAAUUGGAGAUGGCUUUACCUGGUACGAAAAAGAAAAUCUCAAAAAGCAUAAGCUUCGUUGGGUUUAUGAAGGAAAAAAUCUCCUUCUUUCACUUAUUGAAGUCGAGAGAUGGAGGAGACGUGUCGUUAUGAGCAUUGUUGAUGCAUUGGAAGAUGCUUCCUCAUCUGUCAGGAAUGGGUACAGGGUAACUCCAAAAGCAAUUGGAGCUAUUUCCUUCCUUGCUUCAGUAUCAAAAGGCUUCGAUGGCUUUGGAGAAGAGCCAAUUGUGUUGGCAAAUGCAAAACUUUCUAAUUCCUUACUUCCCAAAAGAAAUAAAAUGGUGACGUUGGCGGAAAUAGGACACCGAGGCGCGCUCCUAUGGAGCAGGUAGGACCCAUCCUGAUGAGGUGAAAGUAGGUCCUCUGUUCUGGGGGAAGUAGGUCUUCAGACUUGGGAAUUCCUUGCCGAAAAGGGAAAUUUUUUUUCUCGCCCAAAGGUUUUCCCUGUCUACCAGACAAGCUAGACAGGUUUUGCCUAACACAUGGUCUUUUCACAUUGGGGCCAUCGAGGUGCUAUCUAAAUGCGGCUCUGUCCAGGGCGAGCUAAUCUCCUGGACAGGUGGGUUCAGGACGGAAAUCCAAAAUGGCAUCCUCGGAUGCCAUUUUUGAGAGCCGAGACGGUGUGGAUGGCCAGCGUCUGCGGGAGCGCGUAUGGCCGAAUACUUAAUAACUUAACUGACUUCCCAAAGGCAUCAUAAGAGAAAUCAAUGGUACAAAUGCUGCUUUCUAUUCUGUGAGUGAAGAUACUUCAGCAACUGAAGCAAUGGAAAAGAUAGAGAAUAUUGAACAGCAAGUCAGCAUUAAUCUAUUUAGCAUCAUAAGUUCUGAAGAGAAAGAUACUUUAAGUGUUUCAUUGAUUACUCUAUGGGAAAACUUCCAAGACUAUGAUGAUAGUCUCGACUUGAGCUACUCAUCACAGUCAUAUGCAUUCCAAAGAACUCUAUACAGAAGCCUCGAGAAUGCUACUCUUGGAGCUAUUGUCGAUAUUUUUGAAUCAAAUGAUCAAAGUUCAGAAAUAGUUGAGAAAAUAGCUGAAAGAAUUUUAAAGAGAAAGCCACUAGCUCCUAAAUACACAAGUAAGGCGAUGUAUUCGAAUAUUCUAAAACAACUUGCAACAAAAAUACACUCAAGUUCUCACGGUGAAAAUAAGCCAGAAGCAGUACCACUAACAGAAGAAAGUGCUCAAGCAAGAAUUGGGGCACUUAAUGAAGAAGAACAGAUUUUAGCAACUGAACUUUUAUCACUUGAUAUUCCUGCAAUUAGAAUUAUCAAAUGCUUUGAUGCUGGAAUAAAGGAUAAAGAGGGAAUUCUUAACUGGCAAGAACCACCUAAGCCUGAGAAAGAGCAAGUUCAGCUUUAUAAACUAGCAUCUUCAAAGUCAUUAGCAACUAAAGGCUCCAGGAAAUCAGUUAUUUAUCAAGACGAGUGUGCCAACUUAACCAUUAGGAGUCUCCUUGAAGGCAUAAACGAGAAAAGUGAGAUCUCGGUUAAGCUGGAUGGCUCAAUCUUUAAUAGUUUGACAACAGAGCCUAAUUCUAUUACAAUUUUAGCUACUCUUGAAUAUCAACUAUCUGAUGAUUCUGUAAACUGUGGCCUUAAGAUUGGAGACUUAUUCCACCCACUCCGUAAGCGCACAAAAAUUUCUUUAAUUGAAAAAUUUUUUAUGAAAAAAAUAUUGAUAUAUAAAUAAUAAUUAGUAAAUGAAAUCUGUAGCUGAUUCUGCUUAAUUUUAAACAAAUUGCGUUUCAAAACACAAAAUUUUACAAAUUAAAUAAAUAUUUGCUUUCCAUUUUUUACAAAUUGGGAUUUUUUAAAUUUCGAAACAAAAAAUUUACAAUAAAAUUUAUAUUAGCCCCUCCAUUAGCGAAUAAAAUUUUUUUUGUUCACUCACGAAGGGGGGAGCUAGAGCUUGGGAUAAAGAAGACUGAUGAACUUUACUUCACUAUAAAUGGAGAAACAACAGAAAAAUUGAACGAAACUGAAAAACUAUUUGUAAGAGUUUACGCAAAAGCUAGGGGUCAGGUUUAUAUCACAGUUGAAGGCCAUACCUUCGAAAAAAUAAAUCUUACUCCCCCUCUGUGAGUGAACAAACUAUUGAUUAAAAAUCCAUAUUUUUGCCCCAAAAACCACCCUCCGUGAGCGAAUAAAAAAUUGUUUUAAUAGAAAUUAUUUAUGAAAAAAAAUUCGAUAUAUAAAUGAUAGUUAGUAUAAUGAAAUCUGUAGCUAAUCCUGUUUAAUUUUAAACAAAUUCUUAAAUAUAAAUUUUACAAAUUAAAUAAAUAUUUGCUUCUCAAUUUUUACGAAUUUGGAUUUUUUUAAAAUUUCGAAUUAACUCCCCGUGAGCUAAAAAUAUGUUUUUCUUUGCACGCGGAGGCGGCGGGUUAGCAUUUUUAACGGAGUUAAAGUCGGAGAUUUCGGAAUUUAUCUUGAAAAAGGAAAAAUUGUUACCUUAUUAGGCUUCGAAAUUUAUGAAGGCUUAUAUGAAGGUUCUGCAAAGGCUGAAAUUGCUAGGCCAAAAGAAUUAGAAGGUGGAGAACAAUUUGUAAGAGUCUUUAAUAAGUUAUCUAACGCAGCUCAAAAACAAUUAGCUUUAAUUGGACUCACAGAAAAUUUGCAGCAUGACUCAGAAGGAGAUGUCGAUUUGAGUGCGUCAAUUGAUUACGCUUUUGAGCAUUUAGAAGCUGAUGAUGCCAAAGCUUUAUGUCUGGAUUAUGAUAAAAGAGUGAUAAAUGAUGUUAAAAUAUUUGACUCUAAAGAUCAAGUUCCUAAAGACUACACAAUUGCUCAAGUUUACGCGGAUGAAUACCCAAUAGAUUUUGAUUUUGCAAAUAUAAAGGUUCUUGCAUUCAAUAAAGAUCUUCCUCUAGAAACCUUUUUAUCAGAUAUCGCUAUUGAAGGAGAGCCUAGCAGCUAUACAAAUAUAGGUAACCUUAGCAAUGAGCAAAAUAGAUCAUGCAACGUUUUCCAACAAUCCUCUAAAAAAUCGCCUAUCUAUGAUAUUGCGCUUUUCAAAGUUACAGAUCCUUAUAAUGUAAAUUUGCCAAUUGGAUAUAGAUUAAUAACUGAUAAAGACAACAAAGCAAUAAAUAUUGCACCAAGCAGUGAAAAAACUUACUAUUUGUUUGUUGGAUUUAAAAAAUCCAGCUUGAUUUUGAAUUGCUCUGUAUCUUCACUUAGUUCAAUUGCCAGUAAAGCAUCAUCAUUUGGAUUAACAGACAAAACAGCUGAUGCAAAAAGCUCAGUCAAUAAGAUAGAAGACGAAAGAAAUUAUAACCUCUAUUCUCUAAUUGAGCUUUAUAAUGCUUUAUAUGAUGUCGAAGAACUUAUCCUCAACUUAAGAGUUAAAAAAACUUAUUUUCAUUACUAAUUUAACACAGUUUAUAAAAUUUUUAUAUGUGAGAUUUUUUAAUAUUUAAAAAAAUUUAAUAAGAACAAAAUGCAUCAAAUAUUAUUUAAUAUAAUCUAUAUUUUGAUAAUAAUUGCAAUAUUUAAUUUAAAUAGACUAAAAAUGUAUAUAGACAUUUUUUAUCAAAAGCUAUAAUCAUUGAAGAAAACAAUUCUGUUUUUUGCUGAGUCAGAAACUUUUCUGCAAGCAAAAAGAUUUUAUUAACUCCCCUUUUAAAUUGAACAAAUAUCGGUAAAUUUCUAAUAUUUGGUAACUUUAAAUUUAUGAAUUUUUAUAUAACUAUUUUUGACUUAAUUUAAUGGAAGAAGUUUAAGUAGAACAUUAUUUAAUAGUGUUUAUAAUGAAUCAUUAUUUUUAGGUAUUACUUCAAAAAAUAAAUAAAAAUUCAAAAAUAUUGGGUUAAUUUAUCAUUAUUUUAUAGAAUAUUUUAUAGAAUAAAUUUUAAUAUAGUCCAGACACGCUAUAGAUCAUCCUGAGCUAUAUCAAAUUUUCUAACUCCCCUCCAUGAGUGAACAAAACCAUUAAAAAAUUCCCUAUUUUUUGACCAAAAGCCCAUCCUCCGUGGGCGAACAAAAAUUGUUUUAAGAAAAAUAUUUUUUAUGAAAAACAAUUUCGAUAUAAGUGAUAAUUAGUAUAAUGAAAUCUCAGCUAAUUCUAUAAUUUUUUAAAGCUUGCAUUUUAAAGUAUAUAUUUUGCAAAUUUAAAUUAAUUUUUACAAAUUUGAAUAUUUUUAAAAUUUGAAGAAAAAUUUUUUUCUUAAAUUUAUAUAUAAAUAUUUUAAAAAAAAAAUUGACCCCCUUAAGUGAGCGUGCAAAUUUCUUUGUUUGGUCACGGAGCGGGGAGUAAAUAAAAUUGGCUGUUUUUUUUUUAAAAUUGGAAAAGAAUAUUUAGUCCCAAUAAAAUUGGAGAGUAAGCAUUGCAUUAACAUUAAUUAUAGAUUAGGGCCUUCCUCCUUUUAAGUCUUACUGAGGUGAAUCUUCGCAGAAGACUCAGCUGCUAGCUAACCUUUCUGGGUAUGCCAGCAUUUCCACCAGAAAUAAUUCUCCUCCAGCUCUUAAUGUUGUCUCUGAACCUUGAAGUAUCCAGAUUUGGGAAUUUACGGCUAGUGCUUGAGUGAGCUGAGUUCCAGAUAGGGAUAACUCUCUAACGAGUAUCGUUACAAACUAUGCCUUCGUCGUCAGCACUAGUGGUCUUUAGGGAUAAAAAGCCUUUUUCCCAAAUGUACGUCUGGAGGACACAAAGUUUACAUUACCGGACGAGGGAGGAAACCCAACCGGAGCCAAAUGCUCAGUACGCUUAGACUCCGUUUCCUGCUCGUUUGGCUUCAGGGCGCAUUAAAUUCCCUAAACUCGAAAGAGAUCUGAGAGAAGACGGGCUGGUUACGUCGCCAAUUUAUUUAUGUAUGGGAGGGAGAGUAAGCAUCUUAAAGAAAAACCCAAACAUUUUGGCCAAUCCAGACAGGCUAAAUAAAUCUUUUACAUUUAUUGGUAAUGAUUAUAAACAAUUAGAAACUACUGUAGCAUCAUUGCUCAAGAGUUCUGAGGAAUUCAGAAAAUUAUGUGUUAAAGAAUUUGUUGUCAAAACUGUUUCUGGUUUGAUUCCAAAAUCAACUGCAGAGCUUAAGCCUUUAGUUAUAGAAAGCCCUCAUCCUUACAAUAAUUCCACAGACCUCGAUGAAUGCAUAUCAAUUCCAGGAGCAGAUAAGCUUAAAAUUGUUUUUGAUCCUCAAUGCAAAACCGAAAAUGGCUGCGAUCCUUUAAGGUUCUAUGCUGCUCCAGGCCGAGGCGAUGAGCUAAAAUGUUUCUCAGGUGAAGGAGAGACAAAUUGGCAAUCAUUUGAAGUAGAAGGAGAUACAGUAUAUACUUUCUUCCAUAGUGACGGCUCAGUUAACUAUUGGGGCUAUAAAUUUGACGUUAUUCCAAUUGGCGGUGGCUCUUCUGGAGAAAUUUCUUCACCCCCAGAGCUUGCAACAUGGUUGCUUGAAAGACUUGUUGAACUAUUGGGCACAGAAUUUGAUUCAAGAGUUCUUUUCUCUUCAAGAGUUAUCCAGCCUCUUUUCUUGAGGACUAUUUCAUCAAAGUCAGAGUCAGAUGAGAAACUGCGAGCCAUAUCCUUAUUAAAAUCGCUCUUAAAGGUGCCAAACAGCACUAAUUAUGAAAUUGUUCGCUAUUUGAUAUCCGAAGCAACUCAGCUUUACAAAAAAUUCAAUCAAAGUAACCAAACUAGUUCUUUCUUGCAAGCCUUAAUUCCUUUAUUGUCAGAAUUUACAAAAACAUUAUAUGAUGGACCUUUGGAUAAAUGGUUUGCUGACUUAAAUGAGCUUGUGUCCUGGAUGAAAGGACUUGCUGAAAAAGAUGAAGGCUUAGCUUUGCUAAUUUUUGAUGAAUUUAAAUCUCAAUUGGAAGAAAAAACCGCUUUAACAUAUGAGUCAUCUCAUCCCUAUGAACGCCAGACUAAAGUAGAGAAAAUUCAUAUUCCUUUGGCAUCAUCUCUAAAAUUAGAAUUUGACACACAAAGUUUAGUCGAACCAAGCGACAAUAUUUACUUUUCUUAUGAUCCUGAAGGAGCGAGUCCAGCUUGCUUUGCUACUGGUUCAGCAGAUUACCAGUUCUUAAAUAGCCCGAAAGGUCCUGAUAUUGAAAUAAGAAAUAGCGGCAAAACAGUGACAAGGACAAAUUCUUCUGGAUGGGGUAAUGUUCUCUUAAGCCAAGUUAUGACAAAAGGUAAAACUAAAAUCACUUAUAAAGUCGACUCUGAUGGUGGAUCCAGCUGUUUGUUUAUAGGAUUUGCUAGAGGCCCAGACUCCAAUCGAUUAAACUUAACAGAGGCUGUUACCGAAUCUUAUAUGAAUGGAGAGGGAUCAUGAACAUGGAAUCAGGGAGGAGCGUUUAUAAGGCCAGGAGUGAGAGAUGAGCGUAGUAUGCCAUAUGUUACAAAUGAUUUAAUUUCAUUCUUGGUAGAUUUUGGCGAUAGAACAAUAACUUGCUACAAAAAUGGCAAUGAAGUUUACAAAUACACCGAAAUAGCAGAAUCAUUAAUUCCAGUACUUUGCUUUGGCGGAUCAAAUCAAAUUAUCUCUAUUGAAAAAAUUGAAGUAUUUGGAGCUCUAGAACUCAAUGAAAAGAAAGCAGAAUUUAAAGGUGAUACAAUCUAUGCUUGGCAUCCAGCAAAUGUUGGCUCACUCCUGAGCCAUCAAUGGAGUAAAGAUGAAAGCAUACGAAUUUCUGAUGAAGAGAGAACAAUAACUAAAGUUGAGAAUAGCGCUUCCGUACAUACCACUGCCCAUUUAUUAAAGUCUGGCAAACAUUUCGUUGAAAGUAUGGUGAAUUCUGAAGGGAGAAUUGGGUUGGGUUUUGCUCUAAAAUCUUCAAUUGAGGCUAAAAAUGCUGAGCAAUCUUCACUUUUAGUUUUCUCUGACGUCGAAGGAUUCGCUACGAAUGACAAUAUAGGGUCAUAUAUUGAUUUUGAUGCAAAAGAAUUCAAGAUCUUUAAGAAUGGAGAGUUACUUGUUUCAAAAGAGCUACCUAAAUUGGAAAAUGAAAAUGAUGGAUAUCAAUAUGCUGUUAUUUUCUCAGGUUCUAAUCAGAGUGUAGCAAUCUCAAAUAAGCCGAGUACUCCUGCUGGAAUUGAUAUCAUAAAUAUUCACUCAGAAGCCAACUCUGCGCUUUGGGGCUAUAAAUUUAAAGUCACUCCUCUGUUUAAAUUAAAGACUGUUCAAGAUAUCAAUACUUUUCUAGCGUUUGCAGGAGACGAAACUAAGACACUCUGGAAUGAAACUUAUUUGCCUAAAUUCUCUCAUUUCUUUAAGUCAGGCGCAGCAGAGCAGCUCGUUAUUUACCUUGAUGAAAUGACUCAAUCAAAAGGAAAAGAUAUACUUAAACUGAAAGAUGAUGAUAUCGACCCAAGCGAGUCUGAGUUAAUUUACUAUCCUGAACUUGAGAAAUUGAGUAAAGAUGACAUGAAGCAGCUGUAUCGAAUCCUUCAAAAAUUUAACCAGAAAACAAAUGAAUUGUUAGGAUUAUUUGAUAUCCACUUCGAAUCAUACCAGUCUAUGACUGAAUUGCAAAAAGCACUGGCAGGAUCCAGAAAUUAUAUUUUCUUUAGAAUUAAAAAUAACUUACUGAAAGAGCAUCUAUCAAAGUCAGUUUAUGGCAAUAGGCAAUCCAUAACUAUUGAUAGGCCAAAAGCAGCAAGGCAUAGAGAUCGAAAAGAUGUUGAUGCACUCGGACAAUUUUCAAUAUUCGGACAAAUCUAUCGAAAUACUAUAUCUUGGCAAAAUACUGAAUUUAGAAAUUCUGAAAGGUUUUAUCAAGUUAGCUAUAGAGGUGAAGCAGCAAUUGACGCUGGAGGCCCAUAUAACGAAUCGAUGAGCAACAUGUGUGAUGAACUUCAAUCUUCUUAUUUGAGACUUCUUGUUCCAUCACCUAAUAAUGUUCAUAACAUUGGCGAAAACAGAGAGUCAUGGAUUGUGAACCCAGCAGCAGACAGUCAGCAAGAUAUUGAACUCUUUACUUUCUUAGGUAAAUUAAUGGGAGCUGCAAUAAGAACUCAAAAUAACUUGAACCUGUCCUUCCCACCGCUGUUCUGGAAGAGGCUUAUUAUGGAUAAACUCUCAACCCAAGAUUUGAGAGGUCUUGACGUCUGCAUUGUUCAAAUCCUCGAAAUUCUAAGGAAUCCUGAAGCCAAUCAAUUAACUCCAGACACCUUUUCUAUGGUUUAUGAUGAAAAAUUCACAACCAAGGACUCAAGUGGGCGUGAAGUUGAACUAAUCGAAGGAGGGAAAGAAAUCCAAGUCACUUAUGAAAAUGCAGCCAAAUAUGCAGACUUAAUUGAGCAAUAUAGGCUCAAUGAAAAUCCUAAGGCUUAUGAAGCAAUCAGAAAAGGAAUGAGUGCUGUCAUUCCAACUGACUUUUUGAAUUUGUUUAGCUGGAAACAAGUAGAAACCUUAGUAUGCGGAGCAGCAAAUAUCGACAUAGACAUACUAAAGGCAAAUACUGACUAUAGCAAUUGCAGCCUGACAGAUCAGCAUAUUAUUAAUUUAUGGGAGGUUCUUACUGAAAUGAGUCCUAAAGAGAGAACCUUGUUCUUAAAGUUUGUGUGGGGUCGAUCUAAGCUACCAUCAGGAAGAGAUUGGAGACACAUGACCAUAACCAGAUAUAAUCCUUCAGGAAAUGUGGAUAAUUAUAUGCCUAUUUCGCACACUUGCUUCUUUACUAUGGAUCUUCCACCUUAUACUACCAAAGAAGUUAUGAAAACUAAAUUACUUUAUGCUAUUACUCACUGCACAGAUAUUGAUCUAGAUGGCUCGGCUUCAGGAGGUUGGGAAGAAGAAGAUUAA
Molecule: messenger RNA, 16562 nt
Organism: Blepharisma stoltei
Lineage: Eukaryota; Ciliophora; Heterotrichea; Heterotrichida; Blepharismidae
Source: the annotation of a GenBank genome assembly